AAACCUAACGUCUGUAUACAGCCUCUCAUAAGUUUGUCUGCUCGCGAGGAUGAAACUUCCGGCAGCUUUGUGUAUUGUGGCGUCCGCGGCCGUCCUGUGCUCUUCCGGAUAUGGCGAAACGGUCGAGGUGAAGGAAACGAUCUUGAGGUUUUAUGAAUAUGAAUUCAAUAAUACCAGUGAUGACGCCGUGAACAAGCCCAACGCCGACGACAGGCUGGAGUUUGCCCCGGGGAUUGUGUCUCAAAAAUGUCUCCAAUGUAUCUGCAAUGUGGAGUCGCAGUGCAAACCUAUUGGGUGUCGCAUGGACGUAGGCUCACUAUCUUGCGGCUACUUCCAGAUCAAGCUAGGCUACUGGACCGACUGUGGGAAACCUGGGCCUGACUGGAAGACUUGCGCAAACAACAUGCAAUGCGCCUCCAAGUGCGUUCAGAAUUACAUGGUACGAUAUGCCCGCCAUUACGGGUGCCCCGCCACUUGCGAGGGGUAUGCGCGUGAGCAUAAUGGUGGUCCGAGGGGCUGCAAAAAUCCAAACACCAUUCCCUACUGGAAGCGGGUACAGAAGCAGGGAUGUUAAAGGCACAAAAGACAUUAUUGCAUCAUUUUUUUACAGAAAAGGUGCUUAACAUGUAUGCAUGUACAUGUAUGCCUUUGAAUUUGAUAUGAAUAACGUUCAGUUAUGUGUUUGUAUGUAUCUUAUUUCGACCAACAUCGAAUAAAUUUACUAUUCAGCUGGAUGCCUAUUUUUAAACUAUUGUUUGUUAUUUUACGAUCAAUUAAUACAUUUUCUUCCCUUUUAAAUAUUUUAUAUAUGUUUUUUAUCUUCUUAUUUUCAAUGUUUAGAAAAUAUUUAAACCAAUCAAUAUAGAGCAGAAUGCACGAAUGGCCUUUGUCAGCCGAACACAUUUCGUCUUAUACCAUGCUUUAUUAAAGUUACCAAAAUCUUAAAAGUUUUGACUUUUCCCCUAAUUUGCAAUAAAAUUGUCCACGUGAUCUUAUGUCAAUAUUGGGCAAAAUAUGAAUAUUAUGAUACACCAGAUAACGAAACAUUUCUUGGGAGCGGACCCCCUUACCCCACCUUACUACACAUAAACCAUAUAUGUUUCGGGUCCAGGGAGGGGCGCAAGUCCCAAGUUCAGCGCAUCCUCUCUAACAUCAAGAAUUGGAUCAUAAUCACAUGGUGACAUUGUUUUAGCCAGAUUUUUUGUUUAAUUGAAAAAAAUGUAAAUUUGCUUUUUUAACUCCUUAAAAUGAAGGUUACCUUGAAGACUCAACCUUUUACUGAUUGAAUAAUACAUUGUUGGCGAUGGCGUUUCGUUUAUAAUUGCCCAAGUGAGAAAACUAUUUUCCCUUUUCCUUUACCAUUAGUUCUGUAUAAAUCCCUUAAAAAGCUUUGCUUUCUAUCUGUCAGCCAUUUUUAUGUCUGUAAAAAUGAUGGAAGGGAUGAUUAAGCUGGUCUCCGUCAGGAAGUUAUCUUAAAAUCGCCUUCACGUGCUGUGAUAAUUUCUUGGGUGGGAAUGAUAAUUGUUUUGGCGGGAAAAAAUCUAUAGUAAAAUGUAGCUAUAUAUAGUAACACACCAUUGUCAUGAACAUACAAUGUCAGUUAUUAAGACGACUUUUUCUCGCCAUUUUAGCUGUAACGAUCUUGACCUUGACCUCAAUGUCAUCGUUUUGAGUGUGCAUUGUUAACAUUAUAUUGCCCUCUAUAUAUACCUUUGAAAUUUACCAUCAACAAAACAGCAGCUGUGAAAUUGACAUAAUAUUUUAACAUUAUUUAUAUCAUGCGAAAUAAAACUAACGAAACGUA
Molecule: messenger RNA, 1804 nt
Organism: Mya arenaria
Lineage: Eukaryota; Metazoa; Mollusca; Bivalvia; Myida; Myidae
Product: lysozyme-like
Exons: 4
Coding region: 50-574 (174 amino acids)
Molecular function (GO): lysozyme activity
Source: RefSeq, a predicted model, not a curated record